AUGUUCGCCAACUGCGUCGUGUUCACACACUACGCGGGCGACGUCGCCGCCGUCGUCGAUGAGCACUUUGCGCGCGCUCUCGCCAUCGAUAAACCCAAAGAGAGUGUGCCGCUGGCGUCGCGAAACCUGCCAGCUUCGUUCUUCAACGCGGCGGCGUGCGGCGCGGGCGCGCCUGGCGGGCCGGCCGGCGCGCCGGGCUGCGGCCUCGAGCUGUACGAGUACGACCCCUGGCACCAGCCGUACGGCUACGCCCGCGACUACCAGCACGUCGGCUACGGUGGCCUGCUGCUGGGCCGCGGCGGUCUGCACGCUCAGUACAAGCCCGUCGAGUGGGGCGCCCAGCACGCGCACCUCGACCCCGCCGCCUGCGCGCCUUACUCCUACCCCGCCGUGCCCGGUCUGGAGGCGCAGGUGCAAGAUACUUCCAAGGAUUUGUACUGGUUCUGAGGACGCACACGGCGCGCACGUAGCGUGCGGCGUACGCGGCGUGCCCAGCGUGCUCGGCGUGUUCGGCGUGCGGCAGGCGCGGGCUACGGCCGCGUUCGUCGUCUGAACACUGCAAGGCUGUAAAGAAAGACAUUACUCUAGUUGUAGGCAUAAAGUUAGCUAGCGAUCGGUUUAGGCGUAGUUAAGCUUAUAGCCGACAGGAGCGGCUCGUGCUGCUCCCGUUGCUCUGCCGCUCCUGUCGAAGUGUCAACCAGCAAGGGGGGGGGGGCGACACCGCGCCACCGCUGAUCUGUAUUAUUGUAAAACAACAAUAUGAUGUUUCACCGCCUGAUUUUACAACGCCACACCUUACUUCUUAUCAGUUUCAAUUAAUUAUUAUUCGCAGCAUUGUUGAUUUACAAUAUUAUCCCUAAACAUUAAAAAUUAGCUAUUUGCUCGAAAUGUAAUUCCACAGAAUAAUCAACAUGAGACGUUUUAGUGUUGCUAUUGUAUAUUAUAGUUUAUGUGGUUGUGGCGGAGCCAGUUGGAACAGUGGUCAGGGUGGUGCGGCCACAGGACGGGCCGUACAUACGUAUAUAUACGUAUAUCUAAAGCAAGGAAAAUUGUAUUACAAGAUUCAAAGUUUACGUUAAAUUACGGUUAUGCGAAUACACAUGUUAAAGGUGUAGCUGUCCCAUUUCGGCGGAGGAAGCGUAGAGGCCCGCGGACUCAUUCUUCACAUACCCCCUAUAGCUAGUAUUGUAUUGUGCGCUGUGUCUCUUACCUAAUUGAGAGCCGCCACAAUGUUUGUAUGGCACUAUACCUCUCUCUAGACAACCAUGCGACAUGUGACAUGUGUGACGGGGCGGUGGUGGCGGUGGUGGCGGUGGUGGCGGCGGGGGCGGCGGGGACGCGCGGGGUUGCAUAUGCGAAUGUGCCCGGCAACAUUCAGUCUUAUUAUACACGCAGUGCAAGCACACUCAUUAUUAACAAUUCUUUGGUAGCAUUCCAAUUCAGAGACGCGGCGGGGCGAGGGUGAUACUUUACGUACGUAGAGAUAUAUAAAAUGUUUAAUCAUACGGUUGUGUAAGCCGUGCACCAAACUGGUUGCCACAGACAGCCCCUCACGCCCCGCACUCCCCGCACUCCCCGCACGCGCUACACGCCCGCAAGCCGUUAAUAGGUAUUAAAUAUAUAGACAAGUAUGUAAAUACAUACCCAUAGCUAGUAAAUAAAUAAAUAGGUUAGCCAUAGUUAUAUACGUAGAUAUGUGGCGCUAGGGCGUAAAGUUGUACAUAGGGCGUAGAGCGCGGCAGCGAUCGACGUGCGGUGUGUGGCGUGUGGCGUGUGGCGUGUGGCGUCAACCGCACCGAUCGCCACUACUAUGUUGUUGAUAUCGAUGUUCUCCGUGGCGACAGCAUCAUGUCUGCAAAAUGUUUGUAUUCAUGAAUAUUGUUUAAAAUCUAUUGUAAUUGCUUAUUAGAAA
Papilio polytes (common Mormon) is the source of this 1912-nucleotide messenger RNA. It is a transcript of the gene vg, whose product is annotated as protein vestigial. The transcript is spliced from 4 exons. Lineage: Eukaryota; Metazoa; Arthropoda; Insecta; Lepidoptera; Papilionidae. Gene Ontology annotation, biological process: regulation of DNA-templated transcription. Gene Ontology annotation, cellular component: nucleus. The record is from RefSeq and is a predicted model, not a curated record. Bases 1 to 447 code for a protein of 148 amino acids.